This is a messenger RNA of Fusarium keratoplasticum, 1806 nucleotides long. Its product is annotated as Malic enzyme. Bases 1 to 1806 code for a protein of 601 amino acids. The transcript has 5 exons. Gene Ontology annotation, cellular component: mitochondrion. Gene Ontology annotation, molecular function: NAD binding; malate dehydrogenase (decarboxylating) (NAD+) activity. Lineage: Eukaryota; Fungi; Ascomycota; Sordariomycetes; Hypocreales; Nectriaceae. Gene Ontology annotation, biological process: pyruvate metabolic process; malate metabolic process. The record is from RefSeq and is a predicted model, not a curated record.
AUGGCUGAAGAGUCUAAGUUCGGACAUCUUCCCCUCAGCACCAAGGGCCCUAUCAGCUGCGCUCUCACCGGCGCAUCCCUCCUCAACACUCCCUAUCUCAACAAGGGCUCUGCGUUUCCGGUGGAGGAGCGUCGCAAAUUCAACCUCACCGGAUUGCUCCCCCAGGGCGUCCAGACGCUUGAGCAACAGUGCAAGCGUGCGUACGAUCAAUACUCGACCCGGCCAAACGACCUAGCCAAGAACACCUUUCUCACCUCACUAAAGGACCAAAAUGAGGUGCUCUACUACAAGUUGAUCCAACUUCAUCUGGAUGAGAUGAUGAGCGUUGUCUACACCCCAACCGAAGGCGACGCUAUCCAGAACUACUCUCGACUAUUUCGUCGCCCAGAGGGCUGUUAUCUCAACAUUCAUGAGCAGGAUCAAGUCCACGACAACCUGGCCCAGUGGGGAAACGCAGAGGAUAUCGACUACAUCGUAGUGACUGACGGCGAGGAGAUCCUCGGCAUCGGUGACCAAGGCGUUGGAGGCAUUCUCAUCUCGGUUGCCAAACUAGUCCUCACCACUCUCUGCGGAGGCGUUCACCCAAACCGUACCCUUCCUGUCGUCCUCGACUGCGGGACGGAUAACGAGGAGCUUCUCAACGACGAGCUGUACCUAGGCCUCAGAGAGAAGCGUGUCCGCGGCGAAGAGUACGGCAAGUUUGUCGACACCUUUGUCCAGUCGGCAAGAAAGCUGUAUCCAAAAGCGUACAUCCACUUUGAGGACUUUGGUCUCAGCAACGCGAGACGUCUUCUGGACCGCUACCGCCCAGACUUUGCCUGCUUCAAUGAUGAUGUCCAGGGCACUGGCUGCGUGACCCUGGCGGCCAUCAUGGCAGGCCUCCACGUCAGCAAGCAAAAGUUCAAGGACCUCCGCAUGGUUGUCUUUGGGGCCGGAAGUGCCGGUCUCGGCAUUGCAGAUCAGGUUCGAGAUGCCAUCGCAACUGAGGGGGACAUCAGCCAUGAGGAGGCGUCGAAGCAGAUCUGGUUGAUUGACAAGCCCGGUCUCCUCACGAGCGAGAUAGAGGUUUCAGACGCCCAAAAGAGCUUUGUAAAGGCCGCGUCGGAGUGGAAAGAUAAGAAAACCGAUCUCCUCUCCGUCAUCAAAGCUGUCCGUCCCAACGUUCUCGUCGGCACGUCUACCGUUCCCGGAGCCUUCACCGAGGAUGUCAUCAAGGCCAUGGCCGAGCAUCACGAGCGUCCCAUAGUCCUCCCUCUUUCCAACCCAACAAGACUCCACGAGGCCAAACCCGAGGAUAUCCUCAACUGGACCAACGGCAAGGCCCUCGUGGCCACUGGCUCGCCUUUCCCGCCCGUCAAGGGUCCCUGGGGCGAGUCUGGCUCUGAAGUUACCAUCGACAUCGCAGAGUGCAACAACUCGGUUGUAUUCCCGGGCAUCGGCCUGGCCUGCGUGCUCUCCCGCGCGGAGCACCUGACAGACCGCAUGCUCGUCGCUGCAGUAGAGGCCGCGGCCUCACUAAGUCCUGCACUCAAGGAUCCUACAGCCCCUCUGCUACCGGAUGUCAACUCUGUGCGAGAUGUCAGCGUUCGCAUCGCUCGACAUGUGAUCCAGGUGGCUCUCAACGAUGACGAGGCGACACAGGAGGGCAUUCCCGAGGAGGACGAUGAGCUGGAGGAGUGGAUCAGGGAGCAGAUGUGGAAUCCAGCGUACCGGCCGUUGAAGUUUGUCGAGAUGGAGACUGCAACCAGAGAGGCACGAGGAGAGCUGAAGCGGGCGGGAACAGUUCAUCGCACCGGUCAUUUAUAA